This is a messenger RNA of Purpureocillium lilacinum, 537 nucleotides long. The record is from RefSeq and is a predicted model, not a curated record. Lineage: Eukaryota; Fungi; Ascomycota; Sordariomycetes; Hypocreales; Ophiocordycipitaceae.
AUGCCACUCAUUCACGGACUGAUUGUCACUCUCGCUCGCUCCCCCGGCGCGGCGGCGACAUCGGGGGGAGGCUAUGGCGCUGCCGCUUUCCCAGCUGGAGGCCAUGCCAUGCCACCUCGAGCGUUGGCCGGGUUCACGUUCGCAUUGCAAAGGGGUCAUCUGACCUCUCGCGUAAGAUGGUGCUCCACCACCUCGUUUCCAGUUUCGUACCAAGCACGGAGUACACGCGCUCGUACGUGCGGCGCGGUGGUUAUAAAGGCGUGCGGCGUGGUGGUUCGGUUCGGGUUGGUCGUCGUCCUCCCUCCAUCGCUCGCCCCGACUCCCGCAAGGUUUCCGUCGUCACCUUGUGCUGCUGCGCCUGAUCCCGUCCGAGACACUCUGCAUUCCAGCCCGCCCUCCCGCUGCGCCAAGCACUCUGCAGGUCGGUCCAUUGUUCGUUUGCGACGUCGGGGCACGCCUUGGCGGUGUCCCGAUGCCCGCUGUGGUGUCCCGCGGGCGCCACCAGGCCGGUGCGGUGCGGUGCGAGCGAUUGAUUGA